Conger conger (European conger) is the source of this 7018-nucleotide messenger RNA. Its product is annotated as retinal-specific phospholipid-transporting ATPase ABCA4-like. NCBI's taxonomy places the organism in Eukaryota, Metazoa, Chordata, Actinopteri, Anguilliformes, Congridae. The transcript is spliced from 49 exons. Gene Ontology annotation, molecular function: lipid carrier activity; ATP binding; ABC-type transporter activity. The coding region runs from base 1 to 6984 and encodes 2327 amino acids. Gene Ontology annotation, biological process: lipid transport; transmembrane transport. The record is from RefSeq and is a predicted model, not a curated record. Gene Ontology annotation, cellular component: intracellular membrane-bounded organelle; membrane.
AUGAACACCAGCAGUCAGGUCCGACUGCUGCUGUGGAAAAACUGGACUCUCCGCAAAAGACAAAAGAUUCGAUUUGUUGUUGAAAUCCUGUGGCCAGUAGUGCUGUUUGUUGGACUGGUAUGGUUAAGGAAGGCUAACCCUCUCUAUCGCCAACAUGAAUGUCACUUUCCCAACAAAGCCAUGCCCUCCACAGGGAUACUUCCAUGGAUCCAGGGGAUCUUCUGCAAUGCCAACAACCCCUGUUUCCGGUACCCCACCCGCGGCGAAUCCCCCGGGGUAGUCUCCAACUACAACAACUCCAUACUGGCGAGGUUCUAUCUGGACUCUCAGGAACUGCUCUUUAACGACCCAGAGUUUCAGCAGCUGGGCAGGGUGUGGCGGGAACUCAGUGUGAUGAGCAACUUCAUGGACACCAUCCGCAACAACCCUGCUCGGAUCGCAGGGCGAGGGGUGAGAAUUGAAGAUAUUCUGAAGGAUGACGAGACUCUCACAUCAUUCCUGCUGAGGGACGCAAGACUGACAGACUCUGUGGUUUACCAGCUCAUGAAUGCCAGGGUGCGGCCUGAACAGUUUGCUUACGGAGUGCCGGACCUGAUGCUGAAGGACAUCGCCUGCAGUCAGAGCUUGCUGUCGCGCUUCAUCAUCUUCCCCAGCACGCGGGGCCAGUACAGCGUGCGCAACGCCAUGUGCGCCCUGUCCCAGCAGAAGCUGCAGAAGAUCGAGGACAAGCUGUACGCCAACGUGGACUUCUUCAAGCUCUUCCGUCUGCUGCCCCAGGUUCUCGACAACAAUUCGUCUGGCAUGGAUCUGCAUUUCUGGGGCCGUGUGCUGUCAGCCGUGUCCGAAAAACUGCAAGAGUUGGCGGAAAGGGAGAGCUCCAAAGAGCUGCUGCAGGUGCUGUACCCGCUCUUCCAGACCGGGGUGCCCUCCUCCUUCAGCCAGCUGAUCAGCACCGUAUCGGACCUCUUCUGCGGGUACCCAGAGGGGGCUGGCACUCGUGUCUUCUCCUUUAACUGGUAUGAGGACAACAACUACAAGGCGUUCCUGGGAAUCAGUGGGACCAAGAAUACAAGCAACUACAUCUAUGACGAUAGCACCACACCGUUCUGCAAUGCUCUGAUGCAGAACUUGGAGUCCAACCCAGUCACCAAGAUUGUGUGGAAUUCGGUCAAGCCCCUGCUUAUGGGGAAGGUUCUGUACGCCCCUGACUCCCCCGCUGUGAGACAGAUACUCAAAGACGCUAACACCACAUUUGAGCAGCUGGAACGCCUAAGGAACAUGGGGAAAGCCUGGGAGGAUGUGGGCCCUCAGAUAUGGACGUUUUUCCAGCGUGGAGUUCAGGUGAACAUCAUCCGGGACACUAUUAGAAAUCCCACGGUGAUGCAUUUCAUUGACAAUGCUCUGGAGGAAACUCAGUUCUCAUCCAAAGAUAUCCUCAACUUUUUGUACAAUGGACCAGUGGAGGAUCGUGAAGAGGACAUGCCCAAUUUUGAUUGGAGGAACAUCUUCAAUCUGACUGACCAGGCCAUCCGCAUGUUCAACCAAUAUACAGAGUGCAUAAACCUAGAUAAAUUUACCGGGCAAACAGAUGAGGACCAGAUGACGCACCAGGCCCUUUACCUCCUAGAGGAGAACAAGUUUUGGGCAGGGCUCAUCUUCCAGGAUAUGUAUCCAUGGACCAGCAAACUUCCCACCCAUGUUAAGUUUAAGAUCCGCAUGGACAUCGAUGCAGUGGAGCGCACUAACAAGAUCAAAGACAGGUACUGGGACCCAGGGCCAAGAGCCGACCCCAUGGAGGACCUCCGCUACGUGUGGGGGGGCUUUGCCUACCUGCAGGACAUGAUUGAGCACGCCAUCAUCAAGAUCCACACAGGUGUGGACUGGCCCCUGGGCGUCUACAUCCAGCAGAUGCCCUACCCCUGCUACGUGGAUGACCUCUUCAUGAUCACGCUGAACCGUUGCUUCCCCAUCUUCAUGGUGCUGGCCUGGAUCUACUCCGUCUCCAUGAUGGUGAAGAGCAUCGUGCUGGAGAAGGAGAUGAGGCUGAAGGAGAUGCUGAAGGCCAUGGGCGUAGCCAACAGCGUCAUCUGGUACACCUGGUUCAUCGACAGCUUCUUGAUGAUGACCGCCAGCACAGCUCUGCUCACCGCCAUUAUCAUGUCAGGGAAUGUGCUGAACUACAGCAAUCCUAUCAUCCUCUUCCUGUUCCUGUUGACAUUCACUGUGGCAACCAUCAUGCAGUGUUUCUUGAUGAGCGUAUUCUUCAACAAGGCCAACCUGGCAGCCGCCUGCAGUGGCAUCAUCUACUUCACUCUCUACCUGCCGCAUAUCCUCUGUUUUGCCUGGCAGGACCGCAUUACCAAAAACAUGAAGAUAAUGGCAAGCCUGCUGUCCCCGGUGGCUUUCGGCUUUGGGACAGAGUACCUGUCCCGAUAUGAAGAGCAGGGUCUGGGACUUCAGUGGGACAAUAUUAGGACCAGCCCCCUGGAGGGGGAUGAGUACUCCUUCUUUACCUCCAUUCGUAUGAUGAUUUUCGACAGCUUCCUCUAUGGGGUCCUGGCCUGGUACCUCGACAACAUUUUUCCAGGCCAGUAUGGAAUUGGGCGGCCAUUUUACUUCCCCUUCCAACCCUCAUACUGGAGCAGCCCAGAUCACUCACCAGCACAGUCAGCUGAUCAAGCGGCUGAAAAGCCUGGCCCAGACAAAAUGGAGGACGGACAGAGCCUGCAGCCUCCAGAGUCAGCCAAGGAGUCCAACGGGUCUGACAAGAAGCCCUGCAAGCACCAGGACAAGCGGGUGAAGAAAGAGAAGGAGAGAGAGGAUCAGCAGAAGAAGCAGGACGAUGCUGGCCAGGACCAGAUCUCACCACUGCACUCCUCCCUCUCAGGGAACCUCUUCUUCGAACCAGAGCCGACAGGUCUCGUGGUUGGCGUGGCCAUUCAGGACCUGGUCAAGGUUUUCUGCAGUGGCUCCCGGCCUGCAGUGGACGGUCUCACCAUCACCUUCUACGAGGGACAGAUCACCUCCUUUUUGGGCCACAACGGGGCGGGAAAAACCACCACCUUGUCUAUCCUCAUGGGUCUGUUCCCACCCAGCUCAGGCACGGCCUACAUUAAAGGGAAGGACAUCCGGACCGAUAUGGAUGUCAUACGUCAGUCUCUGGGCAUGUGCCCCCAACACAACAUCCUGUUUAACCAUCUGACCGUGGAGGAGCACAUCCUGUUCUACUCCCUGCUGAAGGGCAGGCCGCAGGCCGAAGCCCUGCAGGAGGUGGAGGACAUGCUGGAGGACCUGGGUCUGCCACACAAGAGGCACGACGAGGCACAGAACCUGUCUGGGGGCAUGCAGAGGAAACUGUCUGUUGCCAUGGCAUUUGUGGGCGGGGCGAAAGUGGUCAUCCUUGACGAGCCCACAUCUGGCGUUGAUCCCUACUCAAGGAGAUCAAUCUGGGACCUUCUGCUCAAGUAUCGCUCAGGCAGGACAGUCAUCUUGUCCACCCACCACAUGGACGAGGCCGACCUGCUGAGUGACCGUGUGGCCAUCAUCUCCAAGGGCCGUCUGCACUGCUGUGGCUCGCCGCUCUUCCUCAAGAAUUACUUCGGCGUGGGCUUCUACCUCACACUGGUGCGCCGCAUUAAGGACCAGAAGAAGAAGAAGGAGAAUGAGUGUGACUGUGCAUCAGAGUGCUCCUGUACCUGCUCCACCUGCACCAGGCACAAGGAGGAGAGCCUGAACCAGGCCCAGGUCCUGCCUGUGGAGAGGACUAUGGAUGGCGAUGUGGAGAGCAUCACCAACCUGAUCCACCACCAUGUGCCAGAAGCAAAGCUCCUGGAGAUGAUUGGCCAGGAGAUUACAUACCUGCUGCCCAACAAGGACUUCAAGUACAGGGCCUACGCCAGUCUGUUCCGUGAGCUGGAGGAGACGCUGACAGACAUGGGCCUGAGCAGCUUUGGCAUUUCUGACACUUCGCUGGAGGAGAUAUUCCUGAAGGUCACGGCUGAGGGGGAAGCAACAGCGAAUGGCGCGAUCCCAGUAAAUGGUCUAUUUUCUUUCUGUAUCAAUGCCUGCUAUUGUACAGAGACCAAUGGAGUGAAGCAGGCCAACGGUCAGGGCAACCACUGCGAUUCGGACAGCGGUGGUGGAAGAGGGUCUAGGCAGGUGAAGGGCUGCAGCCUGGUCUUCAAGCAGUUCUUUGCCCUGCUGAUCAAGAGGUUCCACCAUGCCACACGCAGCCACAAGGACUUCCUCGCUCAGAUUGUCUUGCCUGCUAACUUUGUCCUGGUGGCCCUGUUCUUCACGCUGAUCGUCCCUCCGUUCGGGGAGUACCCCAGUCUGACCCUCACGCCGUGGAUGUACGGCCAGCAGUUCACCUUCUUCAGCAACGAGCGGCCAUCCAACGAGCACAUGAGGCAUUUCUCAAAUGUGCUUUUGAACAGCCCUGGGUUUGGAACACGCUGCAUGCUAGACCAGCCUCUGGAGAACAUGCCCUGUCACAACAUCACCACAGCAUGGGGGGUUCCCACUGUGCCCCCUGUGGUCUCCAACAUCCUCCAGAGCCCCCAGUGGAACGAACUGAACCCCUCUCCCAGCUGCCGGUGCAGCACGGACAGGAAACUCACCAUGCUGCCUGUCUGUCCCCUGGGAGCUGGAGGCCUGCCUCCACCGCAGAGGAUUCAGCCCACAGGGGAUGUGAUUUUGGAUCUCAGGGAGCGGAACAUUUCUGAUUUCCUAGUUAAGACCUACCCCAGUCUCAUCAGAACCAGUUUAAAAAGCAAAUACUGGGUGAAUGAGCAAAGAUAUGGAGGGAUUUCUAUUGGGGGGCAGCUUCCUAUCCUCGAUGUGGACCCCAGAAAUAUUCAGGAUGUCCUUUACCAGCUGGGACGCAUGUUCAAUAUCACAGGGGGUAAUUAUACCAAACUUGCAAUCAAGGAAAUAGGACCUUUUCUGAGAUAUAUGGAGAGUGAAUACAAUGUCAAGGUGUGGUACAACAACAAGGGCUGGCACGCCAUGGUGUCCUUCUUGAACGUGGCCAACAAUGCCAUCCUCCGGGCCAACCUGCCACCCAAUGCCAAUCCUGCAGAGUACGGCAUCACCGCCAUCAACCACCCUCUCAACUUGACCAAAGAGCAGCUCUCAGAAGUCACCGUACUGACCACGUCCGUGGAUGCGGUGGUGGCCAUAUGCGUGAUCUUUGCCAUGUCCUUCGUCCCGGCCAGCUUUGUGCUCUACCUGAUACAGGAACGGGUCACCAAGGCCAAGCACCUGCAGUUCGUCAGUGGCGUCAGCCCCUUGGUCUACUGGGUCACCAACUUCUUCUGGGAUAUGAUCAAUUACUCCAUCAGCACAGCGAUGGUGGUGGGGAUCUUUGUGGCUUUUGAUAAGAAGUGCUACACCUCGCCGACCAACCUCCCGGCCCUUGUCGCUCUAUUGCUUCUCUACGGGUGGUCAGUGACCCCCAUGAUGUACCCGAUGUCCUACCUGUUCAGUGUCCCUAGCACAGCCUACGUCUCGCUCUCCUGCAUCAACCUCUUCAUCGGGAUCAACAGCAGUGCCAUCACCUUCAUCCUGGAGCUCUUCGAGAACAACCGGGCCCUACUCAAGUUUAAUGAGAUCCUGAAGAAAGGGCUACUUGUAUUUCCUCAUUUCUGCCUGGGACGUGGCCUGAUCGACAUGGCCAUGAACCAGGCUGUGACCGACGUCUACGCCAGAUUCGGGGAAGAGUACAGUAAGGAUCCUUUCAAGUGGGAUUUUGUGGGGAAGAACAUGGCUUUCAUGGCGGCUGAAGGCAUUGUGUAUUUCAUUUUGACAAUCCUCAUCCAAUACCAUUUCUUCAUGGAUCAUUGGUUAUCGGACGUCCCAAAGACGUCCGUCGAAGCGGAGGAUGAGGACGUGACCCAGGAACGCAAGAGGGUCUGUAGUGGCGGAAACAAGGAUGACAUUCUGCAGAUCAGAGACCUGUCCAAGACAUACGUGGGCAGGAAACGGCCGGCUGUGGACAGGAUCUGUGUGGGCGUGCCCGCAGGGGAGUGUUUUGGCCUCCUGGGCGUAAACGGCGCUGGAAAGACAACCACCUUUAAAAUGCUAACCGGGGACACAGAUGUCAGCUCAGGGGAGGCUUCGGUUGCUGGCUACAGUAUUCUCACCAACAUCCUGGACGUUCAUCAGAACAUGGGCUACUGCCCCCAGUUUGAUGCCAUUGAUGACCUGUUGACCGGGCGGGAACACCUCCACCUCUACGCCCGUCUGCGAGGGGUGCCUGAAUCUGAGAUCAGCAGGGUGGCGCAGUGGGGGAUCGAGAAGCUAGGGCUCUCCGAGUACGCAGAGCGCUGUGCGGGGACUUACAGCGGUGGAAACAAGCGCAAGCUGUCCACAGCCAUCGCCAUGAUAGGCUGCCCGGCCCUGGUUCUGCUGGAUGAGCCCACCACUGGCAUGGAUCCACACUCCCGGCGCUUCCUGUGGAACGCCAUCAUGAGUGUCAUUCAGGACAGAAGAGCUGUGGUUCUGACCUCACACAGCAUGGAGGAGUGUGAAGCUCUGUGCACCCGACUUGUCAUCAUGGUCAACGGAACUUUCAAAUGUCUGGGCACCAUUCAGCACCUCAAAUACAAGUUUGGUGACGGCUACGUGGUCACCAUGAAGAUCAAGGCAGCUAAGCCUGGGCUGGCUCCUGACCUGAACCCAGCGGAGGCGUUCAUGGAGAGCAGUUUCCCUGGCUGUGUGCAGAGGGAGAAACACUAUAACACCCUGCAGUACGAGAUUGCCUCUUCCUCCCUCGCCCGCAUCUUCCAGCUGGUGGUGGCCAACAAGGAGAAGCUCAACAUCGAGGAUUACUCCGUCUCUCAGACCACGCUCGACCAGGUGUUUGUUAACUUUGCCAAGCAGCAGUCAGGUGAAGACGAUGACCUCGUGCUACACCCACGAGCAGCGGGGGCACGGCGGGAAAUGAAGAUCUUACCGCUCAAAGAUCUGCGGAAUAAGCCAUAAACCACCAAAGGACUAAAAACGCUGGUGGUGUGGA